Messenger RNA from Salvia splendens (bonfire salvia), 3787 nucleotides. Its product is annotated as protein ABSCISIC ACID-INSENSITIVE 5-like. NCBI's taxonomy places the organism in Eukaryota, Viridiplantae, Streptophyta, Magnoliopsida, Lamiales, Lamiaceae. Gene Ontology annotation, molecular function: DNA-binding transcription factor activity. Gene Ontology annotation, biological process: positive regulation of DNA-templated transcription. The record is from RefSeq and is a predicted model, not a curated record. Bases 245 to 1471 code for a protein of 408 amino acids. The transcript is spliced from 4 exons. Gene Ontology annotation, cellular component: nucleus.
UUAAUUAUAAUAAAAUAUCAGGUUGAUUUGAAUUUAAUUAUAAUAAAAUAUCAGGUUGAUUUGAAUUUAAUUUGAUCAUCUACCUCUAUCAUGAAAUCUUAUGUAACCAUAACCAACUCCGAAAUAAAAAAUGUGCGCCGAAAUUGGACACAGAUUUUCAUUUGUCUGCUGCUUAAUUCCUUGAUCUUGAUUGGUUUAACAGUGAUCCAAGAAGUUCCUUGAAAUCUUGGCCAAUAAUUGCGACAUGGUAACAACAGAUUCCGAGAUAGAAAUGGAUUCACCUUUGGAAUCAAAUGAGCAGCAACAGCCUAAGAAUCAGUCGUCGGGGCGGCAGUUGUCGAUAUACUCCCUCACGCUCGAUGAGUUCCAACACACUCUCUCUGAGAAUGGCAAGAAUUUCGGAUCUAUGAACAUGGAUGAGUUCCUCAACAGCAUAUGGACCGCCGAGGAAAAUCAAGCUCACGCGCACGCCCACGGCCAAGGACACGCUAUGAAUGGCGCUGGCACCGUCCCCGGCCAGCAUUUUCAGCUGCAAGAAAACAAUGGGGAGGGAAUAGCCAAGCAGCAUAGUUUGCCUAGGCAGGGCUCACUCAGCAUUCCUGAGCCUCUGUGCAGGAAGACCGUAGACGAGGUGUGGUCCGAGAUUCACGGGAGUCAGCACCACGGGAAUGGCGGCCACGGCCAUAUUCCGAAUCCCGGGACUACUACUCACAAACAGGCUACUUUUGGAGAGAUGACACUCGAAGACUUCUUGAUACGGGCCGGAGUUGUGAGGGAGCAGAAUUUCGCGAUGGCGCCACCUCAGCAACAGCAGACGCCUUUCGGAAUGUACCAGAACACUAACCAUCCCGCGAUGGGGCCGGGAUUCACCCAAAGGCCGGUGAUGGCUGUUGGAGUUGCUGCUUCCGGGAUCAACUCCGUUUCGGGUUAUCAGCCACUACAGAGUGGUGUGGGAGAUACAACUGGCUAUGGAGUGGGGAUGAAAAGGGGCGGUGGAUAUGCACCACAAGCCCCUCCUCCGGUGGGGAGCUACGGAGGGAGAGUGGGGAACGGAAGUGGAGGGGGGUUCGGGGGGCUGGGAAUGGGGUCACCAGUCAGCCCAUUGUCGGAUGGAAUGGGAGCGAACCAAGUUGAUGGAAUCGAGGGGAUGAGAGGAGGGCGGAAGCGGACGUUAGAUGGCCCGGUGGAGAAGGUCGUGGAGAGGCGGCAACGAAGAAUGAUCAAGAACAGGGAGUCUGCUGCAAGAUCUAGAGCAAGGAAGCAGGCUUACACGGUCGAGCUCGAGGCCGAACUGAACCAGCUCAAAGAAGAGAAUCUACACCUCAAGCAAGCUCUGGCUGAUUUAGAGAGGAAGAGAAAACAGCAGUACUAUGAGGAAGAGGAGGCAAGUCAGGCUCAACUGCAAUCAAAAUCAUACAAAGCUAAUGAGAAAUUGAGAGCAAUGAGAAGGUGCUUGAGCUGUUCUUAUUGAGAAGGCUAAGUAUGGUUAUGGAGGGCAUCAAAGCAGCUAUAGAAAUCAUAUCGUCUUAUACUAGGUUUUUUCAUGAGUCUUCUAAAUAUAUUUGGUAGGGCAAUUAGAUGAGGAAAGUUGUUUCUACAGGGAUAUGUAAUCUUAUCUUAUACCUAAAAUCUAAAUCAGGUAUGAUCUCUCUGCUCCAUUUUAGAAGGUAUGAAUAGAGCAAAAGCAUCCAUAUUUUGAUAUGCAGAUCUGCUAUCUAUGUUCAGAGCAAGCAAAGAAUGUGGUGUUUGUUCUAAUUAGGUUUCCUCAAGCUAUAAAGGUAGGGCAGAUCAACAUAUUAUGUUACCUGUAUCAGCAUCAAUGGAGUAUAUUACUCUGUUUCUCUGGUUUUCAAUUUACUGUAUUUACCAGUUAUCUUUGCGUAAUGGAUCAAAUCAAGCUUUGGGGGAGACGAGAAAGGAUGCAUAAGAAUUAGAGGUAGGGAAAUUGGAAUAAUCAUAAAUCAAUGGCUGAAUUGAUUCAAUCCGCCCAAUAACGUAAGAAGAAAAAAACCCUAGAAUUGCAGAACUCGGUUUGGCGCCGAAGAAGCUAGCGCGGCACCCGAAUUUUCAGCUACGUAUUUUCAAUCGAAUACAAAAUCAAAGACUUUAAUCAUUAGUUGGAGACUUACCCAGCUUUGAUCGGUGAUCGGACUUCAUCCGAAUGCCUUUCCGCCAGCAAGCCUUCGUUGAAAUGCGGGAGAGAACAUAUCAUAUUGUAUCUGAUUAUGCUCAAUUUCCUGAUUGGAAUCAGAGACAGAAAGAAAGGUUGAAAUUGAGAUCUAGCUGAUAGGUUUUCUGCAUUUAUUGGUUCUGCAAUCAGAUAAACCAAGUUGCAGUUUUCUAUUUUCAUCAAUGGCUACCUGCACUUCCCAGCUUCCCUUAUUUCAAACCUCCUGAUGCUCGGAGGCAGGUCGGGGUAUUGGCUGUUCUAGGUCGGGUUGGGUCUUCGGGUGUAACUCAAAAUUGUGGAUGCUUAUAGGUGAAAAUGUUACUGAGAGUCUUGAGAGACUAGCCUUCUUUGAACAAUUGUACUGAAGCCAAGAUCAAGGUUAUUGGGAUUGGAGGCGGUGGAUCGCAUGCUUACAGAGAGUGCGAUGAAGGGGGUCGAGUUCUGGAUAGUUAACUCUGACAUCCAAGCCUCGAUGUUGUUUAUGAUGGUUCAGAUGCCCUGUUGUGAAAUUCGGAAUGAAUUCCCGAGAACAUAUUCCAGAGGAAGAGCUGUUCAAGUGCAAGAAGGUGUCACAGCUUUAAGAGAAAAGGUUGCUACCCUAAUUAUCAUUCCAGGCUGACAGUAGUUACUCCAUCCACACCAGUAACAGAUGCAUUCAAUCUUGCUGGUGAUAUUCUAUUAUUCUCCGACUAGGAUUUUGCGGUUUCUCUUACAUUAUCACGGUAUGACUGAUCAAGAAUGACAAUAGGAGUUUAUAGCAAGCAUAUGGUAAGUGAAUUCUGUUGGUGGUUUGCACGCCUGAAUGAUUACGCUGGAUCUCGCUUGAACGUGAUAAAAUGCGUGUUGCUAUGUACAUUUUCCGGUUCUGAAGCUUAUCAAAUCGUUCAUUAUGUAAAUUACUAAUUGGGUUUCCAUUCUGCAGCAGAGCUCAAGUAAGCAAAAAGUUCAUCUACUCGAUAGAACUAACUCAAAUAUUAGUGACCUCCUUCUAAGUUGCUCCAUUUUCACCCUGAUCUUGAACAAUGAUCAGGACAUUUUGAUUAGAUAACAGAAGUUAAUUUGAUUGCUCUGUUGUUUCCCUGUACCUGGUUUAGGAACUCCACCCCUUUCCACUUCCUGUGUUCACAAAAAAGAUCGAAAAUUUGCAUCACUUUGGAAUUGGAUGAUAAUGAUGGUCAAUGUAGGGACCUUGUUGCAAUGCAUAUAAUACGGUUGAGGCUUGACGGAUUCAGAUUGGUGAUGAUUCGGGUGAGCAUAACUUUGAUAGCCACUGGUUUAAACGUCGAGAAGAAGGUGACGGGAGGACUCCCCCGUAUAUAUAGAGUUAUAUACGCAUACAUCUACAUCUAUCUGUAGUUACUGAGCAUCUGUGGGUUAUGACAUGUAUGGCAGGCAAAUCUGGUUGGACAAGCAGAUUCUAAUACGCAUCUUCCGUCGUCGUUUCUAGAAGGCGGCGUGGUGGGGAUGCCGGAGUUCUUGAGGAUUGAGGAAGAAAGGAAGGUAAAGCUAUCCAAGAGUACAUGAUAGGAUUUCGGUUUCUUAUUUUUAUUUUACAGGAGUAAUUCCUGCCAAAUAAAAUGAGAAUUUUAAUUUUUUAUUUGUAUUGGAGUUUUGUUU